GACCGCUAAAGCUGAUUCAGACAAAAAAGACAAAAGCAUUAUGGAUGAUAACCAGCCGCGAACCAAACGGAAACCAGACUAUUGGAUACUAGGCCAUAAUUAUAACUAUUUAUACCCCUGCCCUCCUUGAUCUGAGCUGUAAUGAGAUUCUGACAUAUUUUCUCUAUUUUCCAGCAUACUCUUGCUUUCAUCAUCUAAACCAAAUCAAAGAUGGCUACCAAUUACCAGUCUUCCAAGGAAACCACAAAUUUUGCACGGAUUUGCAGGUUGGUCAUCGAUGUCAUCCCGGACUUAUUGCGAGAUUUGCUCAACACUCGGUUGCCAGCAUCAGGACUAUCUGCAGUACUUACCACCCAGAAAAGGAAGAUCUUUUCUGUGUUGAAGCAACAUCAAAAGAACAUUCUGUAUCCUCAAGGUGGGGUGUUUCAAGGUUCUGUGAAGGAUUUGGACACAUCACUUCUUUACAUCCUUCUAAGAAACAUUGGAAAUAUUCCAUCUCAUCAUCAAAGUUGGGGAAACGCACCGGAUAUUGCAGACAGAUCGCUGUCGGCCAACAUCGACCGUCUACGUGAGCAGCGCAAUGCGGCGUUUGCACAUGCACCUAAUGCCUCCCUUUCUGAUGGAGAUUUUCAGGCUAGUUGGGACAUCAUCCGCCAAAGUGUGGAGGAAAUACAAAAUAGUGAACUGAAUACAGGGCGGUUUGUAGUGGCAGUGGAUGAAAUGCUUACCAUGGAGAUGGACCACAGAGGGACAAAUAAAUACAUCAAGGAACUUCUAGUGGUUAUAAAAGGUGAUAUGGCCGGUAUGUCUGUCAAACUGGACACCAUCGAAACAGAUAUGGCUGAUCUACAAGGCAAUGUUGGUGCUGUGAUGGAUGAUGUCAGUGCUGUCAGGUAUGAUGUCAGUGCUGUGAGGGAUGAUGUCGGAGCUGUCAGGGAUGAUGUCGGAGAUGUGAGGGAUGAUGUCGGGGCUGUCAGGGAUGAUGUUGGGGCUGUGAGGGAUGAUGUCAGUGCUGUGCGGGAUGAUGUUGGGGCUGUGAGGGAUGAUGUCAGUGCUGUGAGAAAUGAUGUCGGGGCUGUGAGGGAUGAUGUUGGUGCUGUGAAAGAACAACUUACCGUCAUAUCAGUAGACAGGGGAAACAAACCAAGACGAGCAGCUAUUGAAACAACAAAGUCAACAGUCAGAGGUCAAACCUCAAGAUCGGAGAUCAUCUCUACACAAGCCUUGGAAGACGCCAAGGAAGUGAUCAGAAAGAACGGCAUGGUCAUCAUCAAGGACGCCUCCGGGGACGGAAAGACAAUGAUGUGCUACCAGCUGUUGAAGUGGCUAAUGGAUGGCGAUAAUAAGGAUACUGGACUGUCAAAAGAUCCGUUACAGCUUUACAGCAUGUCUAAAUGGGAUAAAAUUGUCCAGCCAGAAGCACAGAUAGCUUUAUUUAUUGAUGAUGUCAGUGAGGAUAUUGUUGAAGAAUUGAAGAGAAGGAAAGACUCUAUACAGUCAGCAUUUUGUGGCACACUAAAUAGUAGAUCAAAUUGUUUGAUCCUCAAUGUUCGAGAUGAAAUUUUCAAAAGCACACAAAUGUCCUCAUGUGAACUAUUUAAUGACGAAAAUGCCAUUGAUUUGAGAGGUAAAAACCUCAUGACAAGUGAAGAAAAGCUGCAGAUUUUAGAAAAGUAUGUCCCAAAAAUUAAAGUUUUAUCUGGUGGAAAGGAAUCAAAAUUUGUUAAACUUGCCCCGAAAAUUGGGUUUCCACAAUGCUGCAGACUGUAUAGAGAUGUUCCUAGCUUACAAAAUGAAGGGGUUGAUUUCUUCAAAAGUCCAGUCUAUUUCAUGGAAAAAACUUUGAAGAAAUUACCGAAGGAAUGCUUUGCUUCUCUUCUAUUUCUCUUCCUCAAUGAUGGGAGGGUAAAGAAAGGAGACUUAGAUCCUAACAGUGAAAAUGUUGACAAGAAAAAGCUAGAGAUAGCUUUCCCUGGCAAUGCACUAAGUCAUGAAGACAAAAUCAGAUUGUUACGUGGAAGUUUAGAUCAAAUGUUAGGAUCUCUGGUUGCAAAAACGAAAAACAGCUUUUUGUAUGAUGAUGUAUUUUACAAAUUUUCUCAUGAUUCUGUUCAGGACACUGUUGCCCUUUUGUAUGGCAAUGACACCAAAAUUGGGUUCAUAGAGAAUUGUCCAAGAAAGUUUCUACGUUAUAUAUCGACAUUAAAAAACAUUCCAAACAGAAUAGUUAUAUCAUCUUGUAAUUAUAAACACAUGUAUAAACGUUUACUUGGAGAGUUUGAAUGUCACAGGUUUGAAUAUGUCUAUUCGAGUUACUCUGACCAAGAAAGUGACUGGUUUUAUAGUAAAUAUAGUAAAUAUCAUUCUAUAACUUCAUUAGAUGUUUGGACAGAUAUUCAGUUUCUGCAGGGAUUUAUCAGAUGGUUAAGUGGUAAGAAUGAUGACAAAAACUUGUGCCAUGAGAUAAAGCUUGCCUUGUUGAAUAGAGCAUGUGCUUCUGGUUCAGAAGAAUGUGCUUUAUUCCUCCUGUCGGAGGGUGUGACACCUGACGUGGAGACACCGUUUUAUGUGGUAGAGGGAGGGAGUGUGAGUGUGUUACGUAAACUACUGGAGUAUGACGUCACUCAGACAGCGAGGUUACACAUGUCACGAUCACCACAUAUAGUCCUAGCUAGGAAUAUCAAUGUCCUACAGGAGGCGUGUUUGUUUGAGAGCGAAGAGAUGGUGACCAUGCUGUAUAACACGUACCCACACUUGGUACACGACACUGAUCACAGGGGACAAAGCACGCUCCAACUUGGGGCACGGACAGGAAACUGUGAUAUAUUUAAAACAGUGGAGAGAGUUGUACUUAAAUCCUUGUAUAGAGUUGAGUACGAACAUCAUAGGUGUGAGACAGUAGAAGGUCGUGUGGUGCACAGGAAUUGUGUGUGUGCUCAGUACGUGUGUCAGUUAGUGACCAAGUACGGGGGGGAAACAGUGUUACAUUAUAGUUGUAGGAGGGGACACAUGGAGGUUUGUAAAUAUCUGUGCGAGUCGUACCCAGCACUAACUACAGCGGUAGAUAUGUUCGGGGGGCAAACAGUGUUACAUUAUAGUUGUUUGGGGGGACACCUGGAGGUUUCUAGGUGGACGUCAGAUAUAGACCUGUUCACCGAGUGUGAAAUUCAUGUAAAACAGUACAUAGAAUCUACAGGACGUAAGUAUGACAUCACAACCAUACUAACCAAUCAGGGAAGUUCUGUUUUAGACAAGGCAAAGGAACAGAUAGAGGACUGGACCUGGGGAACAGUAAACAAGGCUCUGUAUGAAUAUCUUGUCCCAUUGUUUGGUCAACAAAAACACUAA
This is a messenger RNA of Mizuhopecten yessoensis (Yesso scallop), 3348 nucleotides long. RefSeq lists its product as uncharacterized. The transcript has 7 exons. Gene Ontology annotation, molecular function: transcription cis-regulatory region binding; protein binding. The coding region runs from base 211 to 3348 and encodes 1045 amino acids. Gene Ontology annotation, biological process: positive regulation of transcription by RNA polymerase II. Gene Ontology annotation, cellular component: nucleus. The record is from RefSeq and is a predicted model, not a curated record. NCBI's taxonomy places the organism in Eukaryota, Metazoa, Mollusca, Bivalvia, Pectinida, Pectinidae.